AGAUAUCGACAAAAAAUCCAGUGUUGCAUCUCUACUGAUGCUGAUGAGCAGUUUAACCCGAACUGGCCGAUUCUUGGAUGUGUCAUGUUAACAGCGUCUGUUUGUUUCUGUCGUCAGGAUAUUCAGAUCGAGGCGCUGCUGAUGCAGGCGUGUGAACCCGUCAUCCAGGCCCACUGCCACGAGGUGGCUGAUAACCAGAUCAACACGGGCGACCUGAUGGAGUGUUUGGUUCAGAACAAACAUCAGAAGGAGAUGAACGAGAAAUGUUCGGUGGGAGUGACGCACUUCCAGCUGGUGAGCUCGCCGAUAAAUUUCAUAUUGAAAUAUUAAAAAAUACAACACGAC
This is a messenger RNA of Plectropomus leopardus (leopard coralgrouper), 345 nucleotides long. NCBI's taxonomy places the organism in Eukaryota, Metazoa, Chordata, Actinopteri, Perciformes, Serranidae. The record is from RefSeq and is a predicted model, not a curated record.